AUUUUAUUUUAUAUUUGAAUUAAAAAUUUUCUCAGACAAAGGAUGUCAGAAAUGGUCACGCCCUGCGGGUCCCGCGCACUGUUAGUCGUGUCACUAUACGCAGGUGCGUGCGUUGGUGCCUCCGCACAUUGCGGCGGACGGGACAUUCCAACGCCCAUCACGUCCAUCACCUCCUUCCUUCUACUUCUCCUGCUGGGUAGUGGUCGAAACAGUAGACGGCACCGGGGGAUGGACGAGUUCAGCUUCCCCACCAUUGCCGCCGACAUGGACUCCCUCUGCCGAUUCCCAUUCCCCCACUUCGCUGCCUCCUCCCCUCUUCGGUUAAUUCCCUCCGGCGAGAAGACGGCCGCCUGUGGCUGCCGGAGAAGCUUCUCGUCCGCGGAAGAAGCCCCGAGGACCGUCGGCCGGCGUCCUGUUGCAGAGGAGCGGAUGGACGUGCUGUGGGAGGACUUCAACCAGGAGGAACUACUGCGCCGGUCGCCCUGCCGUGGGGACAACGUCGAGUUCUGCUGCUUGCGGGUGUUGAACGAGAAGAAGAAGAAGAGCGGCCACGUGGGUCGUCGCAGGCGGGGGAGCUUGACCUUCUCGAUGCUGAAGGCGUUGAAGAAGCUCUUCUUGAUCCCGAAAGCUUCUUCCUCCGGGCGAACUCCAUUCUGCUGAGCCCAAGACUAAUCUCAGCUGCUGCAGCUCAUAGCUUCUUCCAUUCGAUAGAUCAUGCAUCCAAGAAACUGAUGUACAGAUAAAUAGCAGAAAACAAGAAUCCAACAAGUAUAAUUCAGAGAGGCUGUAAUCCUUUGUCCUGUGUCUGCUUAUGGCUGAAGGUAUCUUCUUUUUGUUUCUUCUCCUUCUACUCCACUCUUGUGCGUGUCUUGUUCUACCACCAGUCAGUCUUCCUAGGGUAAAAAAGACAAGGUAUUGGUUAUUGCUCAUGUCUCGGAUCAGUAGUACAUAGUGGUACUGUUCGAAUUUGAU
This is a messenger RNA of Musa acuminata subsp. malaccensis (wild Malaysian banana), 972 nucleotides long. NCBI's taxonomy places the organism in Eukaryota, Viridiplantae, Streptophyta, Magnoliopsida, Zingiberales, Musaceae. The record is from RefSeq and is a predicted model, not a curated record.